GCCCUGUUCCGCCAACACCUCAGCAAAUGGAAAACAGCGGCGAGUUUCCACAUUAGAAACUGUUGACCGCUCCAGGAGGCUGCUUCCUCAUCCUUCCUCAGAAUGAUGAAUCACAACAAUGAUCAUCGAGAGCUUGGAGAGAACCACGAUGAGGAAGAAGAUAGCUUUGAAGAGUGUAGCGAAACCAGCAGCGAGGAAGAGAGUGACAAUAAUGGCUCAAGCAGUGAACUCCAUGAAGAGGUGAUACCAGUUCAGGAGGACUACAGCCAUAGUGGAACGGGAACAAGCAGCACCCUUGACAAUGAGGCUGAAAUUCACAGAAAUGGUGAAGAUGAGAAUCUUGGAAAUGAAGGGGAUCAUGAAACCAACAGUGAUCAUGAAGAAUCAGAUUACGAUGAUGAGGAAGUUGAUCUCAUUGGAAAUUUGCUACAAGAUCCCUUGUGUCACCAACACAGUACUAUGCUCCUCACUCAGGAAGAGCAGAGAUGGGCUUUGCAACUGAAGGAGAGCAUGGUGAAUCGACCUGAUCUUGAUGAAGAAAAUGACAUGUGGCUAGCACAAUACGCCAUUGUUACUGAAGGAGACAUCUCAAAUGCGCUCAAGAGAAUAGCCAGAAUACAGGCCUUUCAAAAGCAAUAUGGUGUUAACAAUUCUGUGGAGCAGGGAGUUCAAAUGCUUUCAAAGCUGUUUCAACUCAUGCCAGGAUCCAUUCUUUGUCUGGAUGUUGAUCCUAUGAAAAAUGAGGGUCUGCAUAUAAUGGACAAUGGCAAACAAGAUCAUAUGGCUGCUAUGGCAUCAGAAAGAAACUGGAGGAUUUGUUUGGUAGGAUUCUACUACUAUUUCCUUGUCUGCCAGCCAACUCUGGCAACCAUCCGAAACGGCCAACACACCAUGGCUGAUUUUGUGGAUUUCACAUGGAAUAAUUUUAGGAUGGAAUUCUUCUACCAGUUCAAUUUGGAAUUUGGGGAGCUUUAUCCACACAGGUUUUCAGGUUUUUUAGCCUUCAACACUGGAACUCUAGCAAACCUCAUGUUUGCUCUAGUCAAACAUGUUUAUUCUAAGGCCCUCAUGUCCAAGGUCCAAUUGGGUUGCCAUAUUCCCCUUGGGGAGGAAGAUGAAGUGCCCCGAUCCUUGUCAGAGAUUUACCUUCAGCCUUCUCUGGAGGAGGCAAACAAACGAAUGCUGGUGAGAGCCAGAGAGCUCUUUACACUUCGGGCUAGGAAUGAAGCAAAUUUCCGACUGCAGCAAUCUGCGUCAGAAACUACUUAA
Molecule: messenger RNA, 1269 nt
Organism: Seminavis robusta
Lineage: Eukaryota; Bacillariophyta; Bacillariophyceae; Naviculales; Naviculaceae
Source: the annotation of a GenBank genome assembly